Strongyloides ratti is the source of this 1467-nucleotide messenger RNA. Its product is annotated as tRNA-dihydrouridine(16/17) synthase [NAD(P)(+)]-like. Lineage: Eukaryota; Metazoa; Nematoda; Chromadorea; Rhabditida; Strongyloididae. Bases 1 to 1467 code for a protein of 488 amino acids. The record is from RefSeq and is a predicted model, not a curated record. Gene Ontology annotation, biological process: tRNA processing. The transcript is spliced from 2 exons. Gene Ontology annotation, molecular function: flavin adenine dinucleotide binding; tRNA dihydrouridine synthase activity.
AUGGCAAAUUCUGAAGAAACUGUAACACUUGUUGACAAUGAAGAGGUUGAUUUUAUUAAUGUACCCCAAAUUAUGAUACUUUCAAAUGAAUUACCAACAUUUGAUGAAGAUUUUCAACAGGCUAAAAAAAAUUAUUGGAAAAAUAAAAUAAAAAAUAUAAAAAAGGUUGUUGCUCCAAUGGUAGAUCAAAGUGAAUUAGCAUUUCGUAUGCUUUUACGUGACAAUGGUAGUGACUUGUGUUACACUCCAAUGCUUCAUGCUCAAUUAUUUACUACUAAUUCAACUUAUCGUAGUACUGCAUUAGCUUCUUGUUCUCAAGAUCGACCAUUAAUUGUUCAAUUUUGUGCUAAUGAUGCACGGACAUUUGUUGAUGCUUGCCGAAUGGUUGAAGGUAUAUGUGAUGGUGUUGAUUUAAAUUUAGGAUGUCCACAAAUUAUUGCUAAAAAAGGUCAUUAUGGAGCAUAUUUACAGGAAGAACCUGAACUUAUCAGAGAUAUGGUUUCGUUAUGUUAUAAACAUUGUAGACUUCCUAUAUCUGUAAAAAUUCGUCGACUUGAUACAGAUGAGGAAACAUUAGCUUAUGCAAAAAUGCUCGAUGAGGCAGGAGCAUCAUUGUUAACAUUACAUGGUAGGACAAGAGAUAUGCGUGGUCCUCAUACAGGAAUUGCUGAUUGGAAUAUAAUUAAAAAAAUUAAAGAAUCAUUAAGUAUUCCUGUUAUUGCUAAUGGAAAUAUUCAAAUGCCAGGUGAUGUUGAAAAAUGUAUUAAUGAAACCGGUGCUGAUGCUGUAAUGUCUGCUGAGGGUAUCUUAAGUAAUCCAAUGUUAUUUAAUGAAACAUUAGAAGUCAACUUUAAAGUUUGUCUUUUAUACUUAGAUUAUGCAAAUAAAUAUAGAGCUAAUUUAAGUGCUGUUAGAGCUCAUGUUUUUAGAACUUGUCAUUAUUCAUGGUUAGUAUAUAAUGAUUUACGCGAUAGAGUUGCACAUGCUUCAUCAAUUGAAAUGUUUGUAGAUAUUGUUAAAGAACUUGAAAAAAGAAUCAUUCAAGAUAAUCCUGACAAAGAUUUUACCAAAGAAAGUUGGUUAUCUUAUAAAAAACCAGAACACGAUAACUUUUUCGAUGAAAUUUUUGCUUUGCCACAUUGGUUUUCCAAACCAUAUAUUCGUCCGUUUACCGAUGACACAAAACCUUCAUCAACUGAAUACCGUGCCACAAGAAGAGAUAACUUAGCAAAAAUUGCUGAACUUGCUGGUCUAUCUAAAAGAUAUGUAAGAAAAUGUCUUAAACGACAAAUUAAAGUACCAGGAUUAGAUGGAGAAAUAGAACAGAAAAAAAAAUAUAUCAAAUGUGAAGAAUGUAAUUCACCAGCUGGAACACAAUGUGAUCAUACAUUAUGCAAAAAGUGUUGCAAGGCUAGAUGUAAAACUGAGUCAAUUGUUUGUAAAAUCCAUUUUAAAAUUAAAGUAUAA